Messenger RNA from Alosa sapidissima (American shad), 2011 nucleotides. Its product is annotated as 14-3-3 protein epsilon. Gene Ontology annotation, biological process: signal transduction. Lineage: Eukaryota; Metazoa; Chordata; Actinopteri; Clupeiformes; Clupeidae. The transcript has 6 exons. The coding region runs from base 164 to 931 and encodes 255 amino acids. The record is from RefSeq and is a predicted model, not a curated record. Gene Ontology annotation, cellular component: cytoplasm.
GGAAAUCUAACGCCAUCUUUAUUCUCGUUUUACCGGUGGAGUGGGAACACCGCUCCAGUUGCUAUCACUGCUCUAGCUGGACCUGGUGGCUAGUAGUGUCAAACAUCGCUAUUCUACUGCUCAAAUUCUCUACGUAUCAACGCCACUUUAGCAACAUACCGACAUGGGUGAUCGAGAGGAGUUAGUUUAUCAGGCCAAACUUGCCGAACAGGCAGAGAGAUACGAUGAAAUGGUUGAGUCAAUGAAGAAUGUAGCUGGGAUGGAGGUGGAGCUAACAGUCGAGGAGCGAAAUCUUCUAUCAGUGGCCUACAAGAAUGUCAUUGGGGCAAGGAGAGCAUCCUGGAGGAUAAUCAGUAGUAUUGAGCAGAAGGAGGAGAGUAAAGGUGGGGAAGUCAAAUUGAAAAUGAUCCGGGAGUACAGGCAAACGGUUGAAAAUGAGCUCAAAUCAAUCUGUAAUGACAUCCUCGACGUGUUGGAGAAGUACCUCAUUCCAGCAUCCAGUUCAGGGGAGUCCAAGGUCUUCUACUACAAAAUGAAAGGUGACUACCACCGGUAUCUGGCAGAGUUCGCAACAGGAAACGACAGGAAGGAGGCAGCAGAAAACAGUUUAGUAGCUUACAAAGCUGCUAGUGACAUAGCUAUGACUGAACUGCCACCCACCCAUCCAAUUCGUCUGGGUCUUGCACUUAACUUCUCUGUAUUUUACUAUGAAAUCCUAAACUCUCCAGACCGGGCAUGCAGGUUGGCAAAAGCAGCAUUUGAUGAUGCUAUUGCAGAAUUGGACACAUUGAGUGAAGAGAGUUACAAGGAUUCCACACUCAUCAUGCAGUUGUUACGUGACAACCUGACACUAUGGACUUCAGACAUGCAGGGAGAUGGAGAGGAACAGAACAAAGAAGCGCUGCAAGAUGUGGAGGAUGAGACUCAGUGAGAAAUCACAGCCAAUGUUAGACUCCACCCACCCUCCCACCUACCCACCCUUCCCCCAGUUCCAUCCUCAGUGUCACAGAAGGGAGACACAGAGCCCACCCUCGAGUGGUACUCCUCCACAGCUCAAAUGCCUCCAGGGCCCCUCACUGUUGCCACCUACCCCCCCUUUUUUUUUCUUUCAAGAAUGGUUUGUUUGUUUGUUUGUUUUUUUGGUAUUUCACCCCAUUAUUCAACACAGAAUACCACUCACCGAAAUAAAUAAAAACAUUGUCAGACUUAGGAUUCCCCGUUUUCCCUCUUUCUUUAUUUCUGGUACAAUUUUUUUUAUUUGCUUUUCCUCAACAUUUUUAUCAGUUGCUGGAUAUGUUUUUUUGUUUUUGUUUUGUUUUUGAUUUUUUUUUUUUUCUUAAUGUAAUAUUAAAGAAGAUUAACUUUUAUUACUUAUGUCUACUAUCAUUAGCUAUGGGAGCUGUAAUAUGUCUGUGAUAGUGCAAACAUCAGAUGCAACUUUAAAAAGAAUCAUAAAACCUUUAAAAGGGCAAGUCUGAACAAAGUGCUCUUUCUGUGGUAAAACAAAGUCACUCAGAGGAAGUUGGCAAAUUCUUGAUAUCCAUGUGGAGCAAAUGCUUAACAUUUAUACCGUAGAAGUCAUGUAGUAGUGUUUUGCCGUGUUCUGGACUGUACGUUGUGCUAAAUACUGUAUCACGCAGAAAUGCUGAGUUCAGAUAAUGGCUGCUAUCAGCUCAAACAAAACAAAAAAAAUAAAACGGGGCCUUGUUGCUUUUAAGUCUCAGAAAAAAAAGUCCAUUGGCUGUUGGGAAUGAUUUAGCACCAAAAUGAUUGAUUUUAAACCUGCAUGAGGAUAGACAAAUCUUUUUUUCUUCCCCUCUGUCCCCCACCUCAUUUAUAUAGCUAAUUCUCUCUUUCUUUCUACCUUUCUCCUCUUUUUCAUGUUUAACUUGAAGCUAAUUUGUACUACUGGAUAUCUGACUGGAGCCACAGAUAUAGAAUCUGUAUUGUUCUUACUGAGACACAGCAUGGAAUUAACAUUUAAACUUAAAAUAAAAAUGAAAAAACCUUA